AUGGCUGAUACUGUCCGUGGAAUCUGGCAAUCGAUUGUCCAAACCAAGAGAGUCUACCUCAACCCGCACGAGCAGUUCGGAAGAGCUAACAUCUGCCGCGCCGCUCUCGCCAGCUACGUUGGAAUUUACUUCUUGUUCAAGUGGAACCAGAACAGAAAGGUUACAAAAUAACUGCCAAACGUCAAAUCUAUGAAUCUUUUUUAGGCCGAGAUUGCCCGUGCCGAGAGAAAAGCCGCCAAGGCCGUCACUGCUGCUCCCGCUCAUCACUGA
Messenger RNA from Caenorhabditis sp. 36 PRJEB53466, 270 nucleotides. NCBI's taxonomy places the organism in Eukaryota, Metazoa, Nematoda, Chromadorea, Rhabditida, Rhabditidae. The record is from the annotation of a GenBank genome assembly.